Messenger RNA from Amphiprion ocellaris (clown anemonefish), 3871 nucleotides. RefSeq names its product mohawk homeobox a (gene mkxa). The record is from RefSeq and is a predicted model, not a curated record. The coding region runs from base 275 to 1372 and encodes 365 amino acids. Gene Ontology annotation, molecular function: RNA polymerase II cis-regulatory region sequence-specific DNA binding; DNA-binding transcription factor activity, RNA polymerase II-specific. The transcript is spliced from 7 exons. NCBI's taxonomy places the organism in Eukaryota, Metazoa, Chordata, Actinopteri, Pomacentridae. Gene Ontology annotation, biological process: muscle organ development; regulation of transcription by RNA polymerase II; cell development. Gene Ontology annotation, cellular component: nucleus.
GAUAUUCAGAGUCCCGGGCGGCGCGGCGCAGGCCGCCGGAUAAAGCGGAGGAGGAGACGGCGGUCCGUGUGGUUUGAGCUCAGGAUCUCAGGAGGGGAACAUGUGAGCAGGGAAUGGGCGACUGGAAACAGGAUUAUUGUUCUACACAGCAGAGAGACGCAGGAGGGACCGGGGACAGGAGAGACGCGGGGACACUGUGACAAAUCCGAGGAGAUUUUUUUUUUCCUUUUGAAUUUUUGCGCAUCAGAGAAACCGGUGGACUUUCUCGCCAACCAUGAACACCAUAGUGUUUAACAAGUUGAGCAGCCAGGUCCUGUUUGAGGACAAAGCGAAGGAGGUGGAAAUGAGCAGCAGAAAUUACCUAGAGGUCAUCGACGGGCAACAUCCAGACCUCCUCUCCAGCAACCAGAGCAUCAGAGACAACCAGGCGAUCAGACACAGGCGGAGCGGGGGUCGUCCCAGCGGCGGUAAAGUACGACACAAGCGUCAGGCCCUGCAGGACAUGGCGCGGCCGCUCAAGCAGUGGCUCUACAAGCACCGAGACAACCCCUACCCCACCAAGACGGAGAAAAUCCUCCUGGCGCUCGGAUCGCAAAUGACCCUGGUGCAGGUAUCCAACUGGUUCGCCAAUGCCAGGAGGCGACUGAAGAACACAGUGAGGCAGCCAGACCUGAGCUGGGCGCUCAGGAUCAAACUCUACAACAAAUAUGUUCAGGGCAACGCCGAGAGGCUGAGCGUCAGCAGUGACGACAGCUGCUCAGAAGAUGGGGACAACCCUCAGAGGACACAGAACGGCCCUCAGGAGCUCAACAAGCCCAUGUACCAGAGUGUCAUCAAGAAGGAGGGCUCCUCCAUGGUGGGCAUGGCCAUGGGUAUGGGUAUGGGCGCUGGUCUGCGUUCGGCCGCCGAAGCCGCCUCGCUGGCCGAGGACUACGUGUCUCCGCCCAAAUACAAGAGCAGCCUGCUGCACCGCUACCUGAACGACUCGCUGCGCCACGUCAUGGUGGCCAACGCUGUCAUGGACGCUCGCAAGAGGAACCACUCCGGCUCCUUCAGCUCCAACGAGUACGACGACGAUCUGCUCUCACCGUCCUCCUCUGAGGCUGAGGCGAACUUUGUUUAUCGGGCUGAAACCACAGACCAUGGAUCAAGUAAAUGUGACAAUGGCAGCAGUGGCGUCGGAGCUGCGCAGAAGGAGAAGGUGAAGGGCAAAGAUGAGACAUACUGGAGGGAGAUCAACGCCGCCAUGGCCUUGACCAACUUGGCGCAGGGGAAGGACAGCGUCUCUGGAACUACCAGCUGCAUCAUCCAGAAGUCCUCCCAUAUAGCAGAGAUAAAGACUGUUAAAGUGCCGCUGGUGCAGAAAUAUUAGCCCUGACGUCAACCUCCCGUCCCUCUAUGCAAACCAGCAAACAUUCCUGUUUCAGCAAACUCGCCAGAGUCCAAAUAAACUCCCCCUGAAAUGAAAAGAACUGUUGUUUAGGGACAGGGGUGAUUGAAGCGAGUAAGUGUGAAACAAAAAGAGAACUUUCAUUCUUUUUGGUUUGUUAUUGGCAAAUGUUUAUGAGGCCUUGACCAUCCUUUUCUUUUUUGGGCUGAUGUGCGAGUGUUAGUGAUAGUUUCACUGCAGUAUUUCCUAAAACAAGACACUUUUGUAAUGUUAACUUAUUUUUUAUGAAUCUUUUUUUUUUUUAAAUUUCUUCUUUUUUUAUGCUACAAAUUUUGUAUUUUGCCAAAGUGCCUUUGUUCUUCAGACGAAUAACUCACUGACUGUGGUCAAUGCAAAGUGCAGAUACUGAGGUGCCUCUGGAAGUUUGUAAAGGAAUAUGUAAUAGAGUGUAGACUCACAGUCAUGAUUCAGGAUUUGUUUUGUGAAUGAAAACUCCCCACAACAGGAUGUGCCUUAAGGACUGAAUGAGCUCACCAUCCGAGGCACUGAUGAGCUCAAAUAGCACACACCCACACAGAUACUCUUAGAAAAUGCCCAGCACGAUUCUCUGAAGGCAUUGUUCUUGUUUUGACUGUAGUCUUCAUUUUGACUGUAAACUGAACACUGCUUUGUCUCAGUCGGACUCUCGUUGCUGGCAGGCCGACAGUAACUGCUGCAUGUGUAGAUAAACAGCAGAUCGAUAAGCAGCCAGCUUUCACAUCUCGGCCUUGGAUUUUAUGAACCAGCGAAGGAUUCCUUUCUUAUCGCGGCUUUUAUUUGCUGAAACGUGCACAAGCACUCAGCUGGACCCAAAUGAAGACACGUUCGCCUACGCAGUGAGACAGAUGUACACAGAUCCACAUGCGUGCUUUAAGGUUCAGCUGAUGAAUGCCUUGACCUAAAAGGGAUGUUUUUGCUUUGCAUUAUCAGUGUUUUAUGUGGACUGUGUUGCCUUUUCACGUUUUUGCUCAGAACAAGAUAGUCCAGAGUGAAUGAAAGAACAUAACACACACAUACACGUGAAAACUCCCCCCACCACCACCAGCUCCUCCAGCCUUUUGAUCCUCUGCCCUCAGCUGUUUAGCAUUACAUUCAAAUUGCUGUUUACAAGGAGCCAGAGGAAAGGCUUAAAAGUUUAACUUUCUCCCCCACGCUUUUUUUCCCCCUCAACUUCAAAAAUACAUUUCAGUAUUAUCUCUUUGUCAGCCAAGCAAGUGUUCAAAGUAUUUGUUAUUGUCAGUCUGUAUAUGUCUGGAUGUUUUUUCUUUCUGAUCAAAAACUUGGUUUCUCUUAACUGUACUGCAUUAAGAGCUCCUUGUGUCAUCCAGUGGAAAGAAGCUCUGUGAGAGAAAGUACUUAUGCACGGUGCAUAUGUUAUAAACGUUUGUGGCGACGAAUGCCAAGUUCUCAAACGUGGGAAAUCAAGUUGGACUUAUGAGAGAAACUGAAGUUGGCUCUCUGUGCUGACUUUUUAAUUUUAUGUAUAUCUUCAAGGUACUGUUUAUGUGUGUCAAAAUGUACACUCCUUCAUAAAUUGUGCAGUUUCUAUUUUUUUUUUGACAACCCAGACUGUGCUUAUGGUCAAGGACUUUGAGAGGGAGUGAAGUUGCACAAAGUGACUUUUUGACCUUUUUUAUGUGUCUUGAAUGUGCAAACUGUUAAAGAGAAAUCUGCACUUAUGGUUUUUGGUUUUUCAAUGAAGGUGUUUUCACAUAAAGGUGAGGAGAGGUAAAAUGAAAUGAAGGGCAACCCUAUAUUAUUCCUGUUAGUGUGCCUAUGGACGUAUAAUGAAAUGAAUCGCACUAGCCAAUCCCCAGGCACUAUUUGCUUAUGCAGUGGGGGCUGUGGGCUCCCACAUGUGUUUUUUAUACACCUGAUCCAGGCAGGGUAGCUGCGGGGUAGUGCUGGGCCGCUCCUUGUGUUUCUAAUUGCACCUCUGAACCUCUGGACCGCUCGCGACCCUCACACCUCACACGAUACCCACUCGCUGGGAGGAGACAGAGCGAGGGAAGGAGGCUGAAGAGACAACAGAGAUGCCUUUGUUGUUCUGACCUGCCAUCACUCCCUCAACGACACUACGAAGAUGAACAAAUGGGUUUCUACAGCCAAGACUUGGGUACUGUACAUGCCUUUCUCCAGCACAAACCCUGCUUUCACAACCACGCUGACAGAUGGAACGCAAUGGCAUGUAUUAAAGCUUAUAAAUUAUUAUUACGGACUGUCAGAACAAAGAAAGUGGUGACCAUAGUUUGUUUUUUUUAUUGUUAAGUUAUAUAAAUUGAGAUUUUUUUUUUUGGUUCAUUUUGAUAGAGACUGGAUUUUCAAUCCAAUGACCAAACGCAUAUCUCCUUGUAUUGUCCGAUUUGCUCUCAUGUAAAAUUUCUUUUAUAAAAACAGUUGUUACUUGGUCAAAGCAAUGAAUAAACCUCUGAAUGAAAUGAA